AUGGUGAAUAGUAGACAUGACGAAGAUUUAAAUAAACACGGACUCCUUCCCUGUCUAAGCAAAGCCGCGAAGCCCCCACUCAGCAAGAGGAAGGGCUGUCCGUUGAAGUUGGCGGGCGCCAAGCUGCACCGCAAAGCAUCCCAUGUAGGCUGUGCCCGUGUCCCUGGCAUGGCCAACAAAGAGAAUGAGCUAACCUGCUCCGGUGACUCUCGGGGCAGCUACCACAAUGACAGCCCCCCUGUGAGGGCUGCAGACGGGUCCAAGAUGGCCGCUGCCAGUUCCAAAUACACUGACUUAAAUGAGCUGUCAAAGGAUCAUGAAGCAAUGAGUCAAGUCUUAUUUGGAAGAAGUCUCCGGCUCAAAGUUGCCCUCAGCCUUUGGAGAAGAAAUGCCAAUGAACUGGUGGCCUACCUUAUCAGAAUCCAAGACGCAGGAGUGCUGCUCGACUGCUUACCUGUUUUAACUCAUAACCUUCAAACAGAAUCAACGUGUUUGUCUCUUGGCUGCUGCGUCGACAUCAUGCCACAAGUGAAGUUGAUGAUCACCAGUAAAUACGAAGAGCACAUUUUGGUUGCUUUACUUUGGGUUCAGGCCAUCGUCAGGAAAUGGUGGCCAGAACUCUCAAAGACGGACAAAAGACUGCAGGACAGUUGUUCAGAGGACAGGAAUAUUGAAGUCAUGAAGCAACGUCUAAAAGACUUGUGGAAGGAGGGAUCUCGGUUGACAGCGCUCCCAGGAUCCACAGGCGAUCUGGCAAAGGCUCUGGAGGCUUACCUCUCUCAACUCCCUUGA
Messenger RNA from Knipowitschia caucasica, 792 nucleotides. The record is from the annotation of a GenBank genome assembly. NCBI's taxonomy places the organism in Eukaryota, Metazoa, Chordata, Actinopteri, Gobiiformes, Gobiidae.